Molecule: messenger RNA, 2448 nt
Organism: Leishmania braziliensis MHOM/BR/75/M2904
Lineage: Eukaryota; Euglenozoa; Kinetoplastea; Trypanosomatida; Trypanosomatidae
Exons: 1
Coding region: 1-2448 (815 amino acids)
Cellular component (GO): spindle pole; centrosome
Source: RefSeq, a predicted model, not a curated record
AUGCCACUAUACAUGAUUCAGUCUCAGCAGCAGCCACAGCAGCAGGUGGCCUUCACCGCUGGGAUGAUCAUGCCCAUCAUGAACAAGGGAGCGCUGGCGGGGCGGCAGGCGUCGCCUUCAUCCUCGCCACCGACCCCGUCACCGCUUUCCACAUCGGGUAGUGAACGACAUGGAGCAGCCGCAGCUGCUGCACAGUCCAAAAGGCCUCUGGCGGCUGUCUCUGCACCUGGCGCAUCCGGCGGUGGAGCCUCAUCAACGCGCCGAUCUGCUGGAGCUGUUAGCGGCAGUGAUGCUCGGCUCGCAGCAGUGGAUCCCAUUUCUGCCAGCAUCCAUGCUGCAGCUGCAGCCGCAGCCGCAGCCGCGGCGCAGUCUGCUAGCACUGCCGGCCCUAUCUUCGCACCCAGCUCAGGAGCUCCACCCACCACUGUCAUCGCCACCACAUCUGCCUCUCCGGGGCCAUCGCAGCCGUCCCCACUUCCACCGCCAGGGUCGACGAUGGCGAUGGCUGUGCCAACGACCGAGGAAGCGGCGAAGGAGGUGCAACGGCAGCAAAUCCUUGGACUGGCCAACGCACUCCUCACCUUCUGUUCCAUCGGCAACACGCGUGUCACGAGCAUUCGCCAAUGCACCUCCAGCUUCUUCGUGUUACUGUACCAGCGCCUGUUCGACUGCACCAUAGCAGGAAUCGAUAGAUCGCCGAACACGGCGGAGAAGCGGCGGCACAACGUGAUGUUGGUGCUAGAACAGCUUCGUCAGCACCCUUACUCGCUCGAAGACAUCGAGGCCGAAGAGGUGGUGAAGCUGAAUGAGGACCACAUCAGCAGGCUCAUCAUGGUAUUUGUGCAGGUGGCAGAGGAUAUGCGCCAGCAGCAAGAGUUUCAGCAACAGCAGAAGCAACAGGCAGCGUUGCUGGACCGGCAAGACGCAGUUGGCGGGAAGCAACCCCUUGCACACUCAGAUCACGCAGAGGACUUUGGCGCUGCCAAGACCACCAGCGGGGCCUACGCGCCGGUAGGCUACACAGUCGCCGAGGUGAUCCGACCCCCUGCACCACAGCAGGAAGACUCAGCUGGUACGGGCGGUCUUGGUUAUCACUUCCAUCGCCCCAUGGACAACUUCUACGUGGCCCCCUCACCGCCGCUAAACGGUGGUGCCACAAGCGGGGGAGGUAUUAUCGACCCUAUUGGCGGCAGCGACGCGUACAUGGUUUCUGGUGGAGCCGAGCUCGGAGAGGGGGUGUCGCCAUCCUCUGUCAGUCACUACCUCGACUCCUCCGUCAUGCCAACAGACAACUUGCUGGAGGAAUGGUACCGCAACCUCGUGUGCCCGCCAAUGGGUGGUUCAGCAGAAGAGACAGAAAUGAUGUCGGCUGUAGACCCUGGCCAUGUGUCUCUCCACGGCGGGUUCUCACAGCGCCGUCACCCUUGCUCGGAACGACUCGGGCGCGAGGCAGGAGUGUCGCUCACGUCCUCUGGCUCUCCAUUGUACGGAACUGGGCAGCGCCGCGCCAGUGCAUCGCCGACAGAGAGACGCUCGCCUGUCAGCCGUCCUCGCGACCACCGCAUGCGAAUCCAUGCCGAUGACAUUGUGCGCCGGUUCCAGCGGCUCGAUGAGGCGCUUGAUGCACAGGAGCGGCGGCACCGUAAGCCCUUUGUGGACCCCGCCGCCUCCACCUUGUCCACAGCCAUUCAAGGAGGCCCUGUGGAAAGGGAGCCACAUGAACGCCACCAUCCCCGCCACCCAGCACCCCAACCGGUAUCGUCGUACCCCAAUCAACGCAGCGACGACCUUGCAUCCGCAACGGAAAAGCGCGGUGCUGCUGAAAUCGACCUUGGUGCGCUCCCGCGGCAAAAGGCGCCACCACGGCCGUCGCCACAACAGCCUAUGCAGUCCCAUGCGCCUUCGCAGCAGAACCACCGGCCCUCACGUGCCCCGGUGCACCGGCUUGUCGUGGAGCCCCCGCUGACACGGCAGGAACGCUACUUUCUCGCCAACCGUCCCCAGCACCGCAUUGACGCCGAGCAGCGAGACUGCAAGAUUGAGCGGCUGCGCUCAGCUCGUUACCUAGGCGACAUGCAGCAGCUGCUGCGCCAGCGCAUGCGCCGCGAGUAUGACAGUCAGAUGUCAGCGAUGCGCGGUUCCCUGAAGGAGUCCAUCCGCACUGCGAGGAAGGAGAAGAUCGACCUCAUGCGCCGCGUGCGGGAUGAGAACGCGCGCUACCGUGCCGCCUACGCGAUUCUCAUGGAGGCGGCGGCGAACGAGGCUCAGGUCCCGGCGAGGGUCAUGUCUCGGCACACGGCGCAACUGGCAGACUACUACGCGACAGCACUGCAGCAUAGCUUCGCUGUGUGCGAGUCGCUGAAGCAAGAGGCGGACCGUCGUACCAAGAAUGAGCUGUUGCGCUACGCGGAAGAGGUAAGUGCGUGGCAACAGCAUUUUCUCAUGUAG